AUGGCGAGUGUUGGGAGUCGGCGGAAGAAUCCGUUGAAUUUGAGCUUACCGGCAACAGUCAAAGAGAACGGUGACUCGAAAUCGGAUGAGCACAGCAAAGGGAGUAGCUGUUUCUCGCUGGAAGACCAAAUUAAACAGAUGACCCUCACUGAACCACAGAAGCUGCGAAUGCAGGAGUGGAUCAAGGAGAAGAAACUUUGUGGUGGUGGUGACUUGUAA
Gongylonema pulchrum is the source of this 219-nucleotide messenger RNA. NCBI's taxonomy places the organism in Eukaryota, Metazoa, Nematoda, Chromadorea, Rhabditida, Gongylonematidae. The record is from the annotation of a GenBank genome assembly.